GGAAGUUGUUGGUAGUGCGCAGUGGAUGAAUGGGGUGGCUGUACACAGUGCACUUCACUAGUAUGCACAGAGACGCAUAUCUGUAAUAUACAUAAUGAAGCGACCGGAAAGGACUUAUUCAUCCCAGCUUUAAAUGUAUACAGAUAAUUGAAUGCAAUAUAUUCAAAUACAUAAUUUAAACGCUGUUGGCACAAGAAAUUCAUAUAUGCUGCAUUUGUACCUACUACAGUCAAGAUACCUGAUCUUACUCUCCCUGGAUGCACCGGCAGUGUUUGGGAAUCCGCAAACCAUCUCUUAUUUUUCUCGCUAAGCGAUAGUCGUGGCUGUUAUGAUGCAUUCACAUGGGUUGUCUCCAUGAUCACCGCUUUCCUCGUCCUCCAUCAGAGUUGAUUUCAGCAUCAGCAGGUCACCAUGAGAAUGAGGCUGAAGCUAAAGACUGUGUUUGUCCUGUACUUCAUGGUGUCGCUGCUAGGACUCGUCUACGCGCUGAUGCAACUGGGCCAGCGAUGUGACUGCAGAGAUCACGACUUGUCCAAAGAUCAGCAGAUCUCUCAGCUGAGAGGAGAGCUGCAGAAGCUGCAGGAGCACAUCAAAACAUCAGAGCUGUCUAAGAAGACCGAUGUGCCCAGAAUUUAUGUGAUAACGCCCACAUAUGCAAGACUGGUGCAGAAAGCGGAGCUGACUCGUUUGUCCCACACCUUCCUCCAUGUUCCUCAGCUGCAGUGGAUUGUGGUGGAGGACGCUGCACAGCCGACUGCGCUGGUCACUGACUUCCUGGCUGCGUCCGGCUUGACCUACAUCCAUCUAUACAAGCUGACCCCCAAAGACAGGAAGCUGCAGGAAGGAGAUCCCAGCUGGCUGAAGCCACGGGGGGCUGAGCAGAGGAACGAGGGUCUGCGCUGGCUCAGGGAGAUGGGCUCUGCUGCUAAAGGAAAGGAGGCGGCUGCCCUCGAGGAGGCCGUGGUGUACUUUGCUGAUGACGACAACACAUACAGCCUGCAGCUUUUUGAAGAGAUGCGGUACACAUACCGUGUCUCUGUGUGGCCCGUGGGUCUGGUGGGCGGGAUGAAGUUUGAGCGGCCCGUGGUGGAGGACGGGAAGGUUGUGCGUUUCCACACCGGCUGGCGUCCCAACCGCCCGUUCCCCAUCGACAUGGCUGGUUUCGCUGUGUCUCUGAGGUUGGUCCUGACCAAUUCCCAAGCACGGUUUGAUGGUGAUGCUCAGAUGGGCUUCCUGGAAAGUAGCUUCCUUCAGAACAUGGUUACUAUGGAUGACCUUGAACCCAAAGCAGACCUUUGCACUAAGGUGCUGGUGUGGCACACCCGAACCGAGAAGCCAAAGAUGAAGAGGGAAGACGCUUUGCAGAAGCAAGGGUUGGGUUCAGAUCCGGAUGUGGAGGUGUAAGCGCCACCUCUUAAGAACAUGCCUGAACUUCACCAGACAUCUUCACCAACACCACUUCCACUGUCCCAAACAGAUUUCUCUUAUUUAUAUAGCGAGAGGUGAAAUUUCUUGGCCACACACCAAAGACACGAGGAAUGAGGAAGUGACGAAUGCAGGGAUAAAAAGGUGCAAGAGGCAGAAGCGAAGGAACCUGUUCCUAAAAGAAUAUGGAUUUCUUUAUGAAACCAUGCUUACCAUUGGUUCACUACACUUGAACAGUAUUUAAAGAGAAUUUUACAUAUGGUAUCAAUAAAUAAGAUGAGCUUGUAUUUAUAGAUUAGAAAUGUAAUUGUAUAGCUUGAGGCUUGCUUGGAAUAUAUUUAUAAUGGGAACGCAUUAUGUCUAUGCUGUCUAUGUCUCAGUCUAGGUGUACCUGUCUUAUGUCUUCAUAUAAAGUCUUAAAGUUUUCGAUAUUUUUUUCUCUUCACUGAUAAAUGGAUGGUAAACAUAGGUCAGAUUUAUGGCAUUAACAAUCUUUCUUGAAUAACAAUAGAGUGCUUAUCUUUAAUCCAGUGGCAUGCUGGGUACGUGGCGCUGGUAAAGCUUCAGGUGACAGUGUAAAGUACAGAUGAGAUCACUUGACCCGGUGAAACAAAGACUGAAAACAUUUACAGAAUGUAAAAACGUUUAGAAUUGUUUUGCACAUCAUCAUACUAAGGUGUUGAUGUAGAAAUGUAAAAUGUAGUGAAUAAGUUCGGCUCCAGGAGAGUUCGCGGUUUCCUGGGAAAGUAUAUUGCUUUAAAAACCCUACAUGUUUUACUGAAUCUGAAUGUUGAAGAAUAUAAGGAUGUAAGAUGUCAAGCGGGAAAAACCGUCUCUCUGCCAGUUUAAGUGAAUUGAAUUGAAUGCAGAGGAAGUUAAAUAGAGUCCAGUUAUGCAAGUUGAAAAUUUUGAUUUUGAAUGAUAGCAUGUAAACCAUCAGCCUGCGUUAAUUCUACUUAUUUUGUAAAUAAUUAUUUAAACAGUGGGAUUCCUGGUUAAAAAAAACAAACAAGAAAAACCGUUACCCGUGAUUCUGCAAAAAGAAUAGCAACAUGUAAAUAUUGCCAUCAUAGUACAAUCAGUCUCCCUGCAUUCAUGUACGACUCGCAUAUUUGUGUAUAUAUGUACAUUUUGCAAUAAAUGUAAAAUAUAUUGUUUCUUUAUAGCCUUUAUAACAUCUUCCUGUAGCUCAAUCAGUAGAGCAUGGUUCUAGCAAUACCAGGGUUAUGGAUUCAAUUCCCAGGGAAGAAUCUAGCAAGAACUGAUAAAAUGUGAAUGCGAAGUUGCUUUGGAUGAAAAUGUCUGCCAAAUGCAUAAAUGUAAAUCUUUAGUAGUUCAGUAGUUUUAUAUUUCUCCUGCUAUCCCUCAUUAAAGCUGUCGAAGACUC
Molecule: messenger RNA, 2812 nt
Organism: Puntigrus tetrazona (Sumatra barb)
Lineage: Eukaryota; Metazoa; Chordata; Actinopteri; Cypriniformes; Cyprinidae
Gene: b3gat3
Product: beta-1,3-glucuronyltransferase 3 (glucuronosyltransferase I)
Exons: 5
Coding region: 412-1404 (330 amino acids)
Biological process (GO): carbohydrate metabolic process; chondroitin sulfate proteoglycan biosynthetic process
Cellular component (GO): Golgi membrane
Molecular function (GO): galactosylgalactosylxylosylprotein 3-beta-glucuronosyltransferase activity
Source: RefSeq, a predicted model, not a curated record